Rhodamnia argentea is the source of this 698-nucleotide messenger RNA. RefSeq lists its product as uncharacterized. The record is from RefSeq and is a predicted model, not a curated record. Lineage: Eukaryota; Viridiplantae; Streptophyta; Magnoliopsida; Myrtales; Myrtaceae. The transcript is spliced from 6 exons. The coding region runs from base 68 to 670 and encodes 200 amino acids.
CACUCUAACCAGAGAAUUUCUUUGACAGCUUUUGCCUUCCUUGGACUCAGAGCCAGAGCUCGCGACCAUGCGAAACAGAAACAAAGCUCUGAAGAGGGCUCCUCCCGAACCCGCCAAGCCCAGUUCUGGUCCUCCGGAACAGGAUUGGAGUGCCUUCGAAGGAGAAAGUCUCGGUCUUUUGCUCGAAUCGAUUCGAGGCAAGAUUAAGGUAGCUAGAAGUUUGGAUGGAGCGGCCUUGCCAGAGAAAAUAUGGCUCAAGCAACAAUUUGCAAUUGGGGUCAAUGAAGUUACUCGCGUGCUCGAAAGAAUGCCUCCAUCUAAUGACGCAGAUGACUGUCCUCCAUCCUAUCCCCGGCUUCAGGCUAUUCUAUUGGCAUCCGACUGCAACCCCCGAUGGCUGACCCGGCAUCUGCCAAGUCUAGCCUCAUCGAGGAAGGUGCCGCUGAUCUUUGUCAAAGAUAAGAAGCGGGGAUCCCUAAGGCUUGGAGAACUCGUCAACUUGAAAACUGCAAUUGCAAUCGGAAUAAAGGCUAAAGGAAAUGCUGUCAACCAUAUCAUCCAGAAAGUUCUUUGUGACAGCGGCAGCAUUAAUGUUGAAAGCAAGAGCGCGGGCCAGAGUCUGCUAAAUGGAGAAAUUAAUAGGAAUCAGCAGCCUGGUCAAGCAGGGUGAGAAGAACCAAUUUUGCCUUUUCACAAGC